Coregonus sp. 'balchen' is the source of this 16684-nucleotide messenger RNA. Lineage: Eukaryota; Metazoa; Chordata; Actinopteri; Salmoniformes; Salmonidae. The record is from the annotation of a GenBank genome assembly.
UGGAUCAAUUUCCUUGUUUUGUAUCCCAGGACCUUGAUGCACAGAACUGGAUUAAACGGUCAAUAACCAUUGGACAGAGUCUGCCAUAGGAAUAAAUUGAGGACCCAGGUACACGAACACACACACACCAUCAUUCCUGAUGGCGCUUGAGAACUCUGCUUUCACCUCGAGGCCAGAGUCCCUCUCUCUCCCCGUGGUGGAGAAAGGGGAGGUGCUGGUGGAAGAGGCUACCGAGGUGGCGGCGUCCACCGGAGUGUUUCAUGUGUCCGAGGAACUGGGCCAUGUGGUUACCACAGAUACCGCCCAGCCCUCCGCUAACAGAUCGUGGAAGUCCAAGCUGGCAGAGAGGCAGGCCAAUGCAGCAUCUGAUGAGUACGUUAAGAAGCUGCCCCGGGUGGUGGAGAAGGAGAGGGGCAGAUUUGGCUGGGGUGAGUAGUAGUGCUGUUAACUUUAACUGCGUCCCAAAUGGCACCCUAUUGGCAUCCCAUAGGGCUCUGGUCAAAAGUAGUGCUCUUUAUAGGGAAUAAGGUGCCAUUUGGGGGACACACUUUCUCUCCCGGGACUAUUCUUCUUUUCUGCCCUGAGAGAUUGUUGGUGCCGCGAGAGUGAAUCUAUCUAAAAGGAGAGGUUACUAAGCAACCGUCUGACAGUGUUCUGUGACCAAUGUAAGAGAGAAAAGGUUUUGUGUUUGGCUUUGAAUGAUUUACACUGACAGACUGUCUGCAUCACAAAUGGCACCCUAUUCUCUAUAUAGUGCCCUGCCCCUGGUCAAAAGUAGUGCACUAUAUAGGGAAUAGGGUGCCACAGUCUGCAGAUAGGGGGUUAUUGACUAUGCACUCUAAAUAUUAUUUUCUCUACCUCCACACUCAUUGACCGAACAUGUGUACUUCCUCCCUCCUUAUUCCCCUCCUCCAGCAUCUCCUCCUCCUCCAGCAUCUCGUCCUCCUCCUCCUCCUCCUCCUCCAGCAUCUUCUCCUCCUACUCCUGUGCAAAAUGUCUGUUCCUUUGGUUUCUCCCUCAGUGAUUUGGAUAUUCUCACAACAACCCCUCUGUCUUCCUAUUACUAAGUGCCUUUAGUUCUACUGUCGAUACGUCACCUAGUGACUCAACUCUCCUCGAUGGCUGCUGGCUCUCACUCACUGUACCCCUCCUCCCUCUCUCUCUCUCUCCCUCUCUCUCCCCUCUCUCUCCCCUCUCUCUCUCGCCUGGCUCCCUGCCUGCAGCUAAGAGACGUAAGAGGCAGCGCUAUGUGGAGAAGAAUGGCAGAUGUAACGUGUCACAUGGCAACAUGAGGGAGACGUACCGUUAUCUGACAGAUAUCUUCACUACCCUGGUGGACCUCAACUGGCGCUGCUCUCUUUUCGUCUUCGUUAUGGCCUACGCCAUCACCUGGCUCUUCUUCGGAGCCAUCUGGUACCUGAUAGCUUACCUCAGGUGAGAGAGACAGAAAGCAGGCCAGGACAGCACUCCCACAAAGCAUGCCAGGGGACACUUGGGAUGCGUCCCAAAUGACACCCUAUUCCCUAUUAUCCGCUCAGUCCCACAGCACUACUUUUAUGAAUAUAGUCACACUUUUUAGAAUGCGUCCCAAAUGGCACCCUAUUCUCUAUACACCCUAUUCCCCUAUGGGCCCUGGUCAAAAGUAGUGCACUAGGGAAGAGGGUGCCAUUUCAGACACAUCCAUGGUAUCACUGUCUUGAGAGAAUCACUCUAGAUCAGGGGUCCCCAAUUACAUUCAGCUGUGGGCCGAUUAUUCUUCUAAUGGGCGGUCUGGAGCCCGGAACAUAGUUAUAAAUAAUUUGUACACUGCAAAUUGACUGUAAGAAUCCCAAACAGAUAUAUUUGACAAAAACAGUAUAAUUUCAAACCUUGAUUACAUUGGGAUACGAUCACAUAUGCCUUUAUGCGUAGGAAUACUUGGGAACAGAUUUCCUAAAUUAAAAUCACUUUACUACGAUUUACUGGUGAUUAUACAGUCUUUUAUGUCCAUCAACAAAAAUAAUGAAAAAUAAAUAAAUACAUUUUGCUCAGAAAAUUUGGGGGCCAAAUAUAAUCACUGCCUAUUGGGGAACCCAGCUCUAGAUGAUGCAAUGUAUUCUCUGUAGAGCAAGUGGAAGUAUAUUAGUCAAUGGAUAGUUUUUUUCACAUCCUACAUUUUUGUCACCUCUUUGCUUCUUUCCUUCUCUCCCCUUCACUUUCCCUCCCGCCUCCCACCCAGAGGGGAUCUAGAUCAUCUGGAAGAUGAGACAUGGACACCGUGCGUCAACAACGUGAACGGAUUCAUCUCGGCCUUCCUCUUCUCUAUCGAGACAGAGACCACCAUUGGUUACGGCUACCGUGUCAUCACUGACCAGUGUCCAGUGGGCACCAUGCUGCUCCUGCUCCAGGCCAUACUGGGAUCUAUGGUCAAUGCCUUCAUGGUGAGACACAUGGUCUGCAUCUCAAAUGGCACCCUAUUCCCUCUACUUUUGAUCAGAGCCCUAUAUAGUACAAUACUUUUGACCAGAGCCCUAUGUAGUGUACUAUUUUUGACCAGAGCCCUAUGUAGUGUACUAUUUUUGACCAGAGCCCUAUGUAGUGUACUAUUUUUGACCAGAUCGUUAUAUUGCAGUGGCAUGUAUUCUUGGAUGUCAAGGGAAGCCAGGCUUCCCCCCCAAAAAAAUCAGUGUUUCAUGAUUUUCCUUCAAUUUGCAAGAGGCUGAAUGUAUCUCACCGGAGAAAGCAUCCGAGCGAGCGAAACAGCGCCCCUCUGUCUCUGUAUUUGUAGCCCAUCUAUCUGAAGCUGUCUGGUCAAAAAGAGUAGGACAUUGUUGCUGCCCAUAACAUUGAAUGCAAGGGAAGCCAGCAAGCAUUUGGCCUCCCUUGGCGUUUCUGUACAAGUACAGUGAGUCAACAUGUUUUUCUACUUGCACGAACACACACACAGAAAUCAGAACCAUUGACAGUCACAUCAUGCUUACGUUGAUUAGACUCAAUUGUUUUUGGUAUCUUUUAGUUGUCACUGUAUUAGACUAAGCAUAGGUGAUUUGAUGAUGUUGAAAUGGUGCUGGAUUAGUGGAGGCAGCUCCAGUUUAAUUUGUGACUUGAUGGAAUUCUCCAUGUUUCUAAAUCAAUAGUUGUUUAGUAGUCCGAAAAUGUCGUAAACAUUAACUUGCUUGACCAUGCUGUAGGUCAUGUACAGUUGAGGGAUAAACGUAUUUGAUCCCCUGCUGAUUUGUACGUUUACCCACACUGACAAAGAAUGAUUCAGUUAUUAAUUUUAAUAGUAGGUUUAUUUGAACAGUGAGAGAUAGAAUAAACAAACAACAAAAUCCAGAAAAAUGCCAUGUCAAACUGUUUGUUAUAAAGUUGAUUUGCUUUUAAUGAGGGAAAUAAAGAGUUGGACCCCUCGCAAACAUUACUUAGUACUUAGUGGCAAGGCCUUGUUGGCAAUCCACAGGGUCAGACGUUUCUUGUAGUUGGCCACCGGUUUGCACACAUCUCAGUGCCCUGGCUGAGGGAAGGAGAUUCUCACCCAAGAUUGGACGGUACAUGGCCCCGUCAUCGGCCCUUUGGAUGCGGUUUGAAGUUGUCCUGUCCCUUAGCAGCAGAAAAACAACCCAAAGCAUAUGUUCCAACCUCCAUGUUUGAUGGUGGGGAUGGUGUUCUUGGGGUCAUAGGCAGCAUUCCUCCUCCUCCAAACACGGCGAGCUGAGUUGAUGCCAAAGAGCUCAAUUUUGGUCUCAUCUGACCACAACACUUUCACCCAGUUCUCCUCUGAAUCAUUCAGAUGUUCAUUGGCAAACUUCAGACGGCCCUGUAUAUGUGCUUUCUUGAGCAGGGGGACCUUGCGGGCACUGCAGGAUUUCAGUCCUUCACGGUGUAGUGUGUUACCAAUUGUUUUCUUGGUGACUAUGGUCCCAGCUGCCUUGAGAUCAUUGACAAGAUCCUCCCGUGUAGUUCUGGGCUGAUUCCUCACCGUUCUCAUGAUCAUUGCAACUCCACGAGGUGAGAUCUUGCAUGGAGCCCCAGGCCGUGGGAGAUUGACAGUUCUUUUGUGUUUCUUCCAUUUGCGAAUAAUCGCACCAACUGUUGUCACUUUCUCACCAAGCUGCUUGGCGAUGGUCUUGUAUCCCAUUCCAGCCUUGUGUAGGUCUACAAUCUUGUCCCUGACAUCCUUGGAGAGCUCUUUGGUCUUGGCCAUGGUGGAGAGUUUGGAAUCUGAUUGAUUGAUUGCUUCUGUGGACAGGUGUCUUUUAUACAGGUAACAAGCUGAGAUGAGGAGCACUCCCUUUAAAAGUGUGCUCCUAAUUUCAGCUCUUUACCUGUAUAAAAGACACCUGGGAGCCAGAAAUCUUUGUGAUUGAGAGGGGGUUAAAUACUUAUUUCCCUCAUUAAAAUGCAAAUCAAUUUAUAACAUUUUUGACAUGCGUUUUUCUGGAUUUUUUUGUUGUUAUUCUGUCUCUCACUGUUCAAAUAAACCUACCAUUAAAAUUAUAGACUGAUCAUUUCUUUGUCAGUGGGCAAACGUACAAAAUCAGCAGGGGAUCAAAUACUUUUUUCCCCCACUGUAACUGUUAAUUACAUGCAAUAUGCUUUGUGGACUUCACCGGACAGUGGUUGCUCUCCGGUUUUGUGAUGAAACAAAGGUGUUGUUGAAUUCCUUCUGCCACUGUAUCUCAGCCUUAGGCCUAUAUAUCACGGUUGCAAGGCAUAUGAACUAACAGAUUAUAGAGCAAACAACACAAUUAUCACAACACAUAGGUUAUAAUAUGACAUUUUUUUUCUGGCUUCCCCAGUGAUUUUACCCACGCACCGCUACUGCUAAAUAGUGCACUUAUUUUGACUAGAAUCCUAUAGUCAAAAGUAGUAGUAUAUUGAACUUGGACUUUACUACUAUAGCCCAUAGAUACGCAUUGACUAACACAUUCAUAAAUGGCAAAAAAAGACAGUCAAAAAAUAAAUAAUAAGGAAUAAGGUUUUGAAAUGUCUGUCCUAUAUCUAGGAGAUAUAAGCAAGCUCAGGAAAUAUUGUAGUUUUUUUGGACACAUAUUUAACCCCUUAUUUUUGGUGGUACAAAACUACCUCCAUACUUCCAUUUGUUUGCAUGGGUUUCCUUCAAAACGGAGAACGCCAUCGUGAGAGUCUCCCCUUUCCACAGGGGGGUCAUAUUAGUUUGUAGCUCAAACGUUUCAGACGCUACAGACAGAAGUUGGCACAUCAGCGUUACCUACUUCAGACGAAUCCCGUGACACUUGUGGGGGUCGUAGAGCAAAACGGAGAACACCAUCAUGUUCGUGAGAGUCUUCCCUUAUUAGAGUGGUCAUAAUACAGACAUUGUUGUGAGAAGACCGAUUUUCGGGAUGUCCCAUUGUCUGACAAACACCGCUGUAGCUCGGCCACCUUCCACUGCAGAUGCAGAAGGCCGACAUAGGCGGAUGCUGUGGAUUGAGACGCAGCCCAUGCAAAAAACCUGUUACAGUAUCUCUAGCUUCAACUGACGGAUUUUGAUGUUUUUUUUUUUUUUUUAAUGUUACAUAGAUUGACGCACGGGUGCGUUAAUAGACUCUAAAGGUUACAUUUCAAAUAAUUUCUGAGUAACAAUUAAGUACCUUACUGUGAUUGUUUUAAACAAAAAUGGUCAAAAAGAAACCAAAAUAGCUUCUUAGCGAAGAGCAAUUUCUCAAGCAAAAAUGUUGCUAGGACUGUCUGGGAGUGGUCUUAUUGGGGAGGGGAAAAAAUGAAAACUAGCUGUUAUUGGCAGAGAGGUUUGGAACUCUCUUUUUAUUGGUCUAUUAACUAAUUUACCGCUUGGUGAUGUCACCAUUCAGACCAAAACUCCAUCUCACCAAAACAGGCUGAUAUUUCAGUCGGUCUUUUCAAACAGCUCUUACACUAAAAGAGCGUUAUCAUAAUGUUCACAAUUUCAUAGUAUUAUUCCAACCUCAUAGUCAGUGGUGUAGUGGAGGGUAUACCCACUUCUUCUGGUGGGCAUUAUGUAUGCUCAUUUCUUAAUCCCCACAAUGCGUAUCUAAGUAGUGUAAAGGAGGUAUACGCAGCAUCAAUGAAUAAGGCUGAUGGAACAGAUCAGAAUGUUUUGCUUAAAAUGUUGAUAAACUAUUAUUUCUUCACAUGUUAAGCACAGCAAUGUGCACAUGGAGGUAGGCCUAUGCACAUGUGUUCAAAAAUGCAAUCUGCAGGAACAUUUGCAGUUUCAUGGACAGAGAUGGAAAUAUCAUUAGACAUUUUGAAAGAGGUGAGAUCUAAAGAUGCAACAACUAUCAUGGGCUGCUAAUAUGACUAGGAUAAUUCCUUUGGAUGCUAGACAAGGAAAGAAAGUUGAUUUGAAAACCAAUAGAACAAGAGAGCACAUAUGAGGAAGUAUUUAUAAAAUAAUUGCCUCCAUGUUUCAAUGGUUGAAUUUUGUCUAUAGGCUACUUUGAAACAAGAAGUAAGACAUGCCUCAUAAUAGGAGGUAAAACGGCCAGGUUUCAAACAACUAAGGAACAGGAAAAAUAUAUCGCUGCUAAUGAUAGGCCUAACCGUCUUCUGGUAAAUGGAAAGGCUUUCCCAAAAACCUUCUCAAUUAAAUGUCAAUUAGAAAUGUUUUUUUUUUUGUAAAAAAGAUCAAGGACGAUAAGUGUUUCCAAUGAGAUCAUCAACCAAUUAGUAGACAGUUAGGAGGCAAUUAGUAGGCAAUGCCUACUUAUAAUUGGUUAAAAUCACGUGACUCACACCGAUGAUGUCAUUGGAAACACUUAUCUUCCUCUAUCUUUUUUACUACAAAACAUAGAAACGCGCAAUUUUCACAUACAUUAUGUUGAUGUUGGGGUGGUGCUGGCAGAAUGAUAUUGUGAUUAUUUGCAUCAAUCCAGUGGCAAUUUAUUUUGCAAACUCCAUCUCAUGGAACACCGCAAACCAAACAACAGUUCUAGGUGCCUGCACAGUUGAAUUAAAGGGUAGGCCUAACUACAAUCAAAAAUGUCAAUUUCAUAGAUUUUUCCCAGACCUCAAAAGUGGUCUCCUAAUGUGGUUUAAGCAUUGCUGUGGACGUAGAACAUCCAAUUUAGUUGUUUUUUCUAUUUUAAAAAGUGUGACUUUUUAAAAUAGGAGUGAAAUCCUUGAAAAAUUGAAAACCUGUGAAUAUCUGACUCAGUUGACAGCCUCAUUUAUCUAUCAAUAGUAGGCCGCUAUUAGCCUACAAAAUCGGUGGAUGGCUGCUGAGGGGAGGACGGCUCAUAAUAAUGGCUGGAACGGCGCAAAUGGAAUGGUAUCAAACACAUGGAAACCACAGGACAAUCACAUAUUUGACUGCACUGGGCCUUUAAGUAAUCUUUUUCUUCAUCUUUUGAUCAGGUGGGCUGUAUGUUUGUGAAGAUCUCUCAGCCCAAUAAGCGUGCGGAGACCCUGGUUUUUUCUAAGAAUGCAGUGAUCUCUCUGAGAGACGACAAACUGUGUCUGAUGUUCCGGGUGGGGGACCUGCGCAGCUCCCACAUUGUAGGGGCCAACAUGAGGGCCAAACUCAUCAAGUCUAAACAGACUCAGGAAGGUGAGGCUAAUAUACCAUCCAUCGCCAUUCAAGGGGAUGCAUCCCAAAUGGCACCCUAUUCCCUAUAUAGUGCACGACUUUUGGUUUUAAAAAAUAGUGCACUAUAUGGGGAAUAGGGUACCAUUUGGGAUGCGGGAAUAGGGUACCAUUUGGGAUGCAGAAUACACAUAUACUCUAUUUCUGUCUACUAUGGAAGCAUUCAGAAAAUAUUCAGACCCCUUCCCUUUUUCUACUUUUUGUUACGUUACAGCCUUAUUCUAAAAUUGAUUAAAUAAUUGUUUUCCCUCAUCAAUCUAUACACAAUACACCAUAAUGACAAAGCGAAAACAGGUUUUUAGAAAUGUUUGAACAUUUAUUAAAAUGAAAAAAACGAUGCCUUAUUUACGUAAGUAUUCAGACACUUUGCUAUGAGACUCGAAAUUGAGCUCAGGUGCAUUCUGUUUCCAUUGAUCAUCCUUGAGAUGUUUCUACAACUUGAUUAGAGUCCACCUGUGGUAAAUUCAAUUGAUUGGAUAUGAUUUGGAAAGGCACACACCUGUCUAUAUAAGGUCCCACAGUUAACAGUGCAUGUCAGAGCAAAAACCCAAACCAUGAGGUCGAAGGAAUUGUCCGUAGAGCUCCGAGACAGGAUUGUGUCGAGGCACAGAUCUGGGGAAGGGUACCAAAACAUUUCUGCAGCAUUGAAGGUCCCCAAGAACACAGUGGCCUCCAUAAUUUUUAAAUGGAAUAAGUCAAUUUAGUCUAUUCCUAGAGCUGGCCGCCCGGCCAAACUGAGCAAUUGAGGGAGAAGGGCCUUGGUCAGGGAGGUGACCAAGCACCCGAUGGUCACUCUGACAGAGCUCCAGAGUUCCUCUGUGGAGAUGGGAGAACCUUCCAGAAGGACAACCAUCUCUGCAGCACUCCACCAAUCAGGCCGUAUUGGUAGAGUGGCCAUACGGAAGCCACUCCUCAGUAAAAGAUACAUGACUUCCCGCUUGGAAUUUGCCAAAAGGCACCUAAAGGACUCUCAGACCAUGAGAAACAAGAUUCUCUGGUCUGAUGAAACCAAGAUUGAACUCUUUGGCUUGAAUGCCAAGCGUCACAUCUGGAGGAAACCUGGCACCAUCCCUACGGUGAACCAUGUUGGUGGCAGCAUCAUGCUGUGAAGAUGUUUUUCAGCGGCAGGGACUAGGAGACUAGUCAGGAUCGAGGGAAAGAUGAAAGGAGCAGAACAGAGACAUCCUUGAUGAGAACCUGCUCCAGAGCACUCAGGACCUCAGACUGGGGCGAAGGUUAACCUUCCAACAGGACAUCAACCCCAAGCACACAGCCAAGACAACGCAGGAGUGGCUUCGUGACAAGUCUCUGAAUGUCCUUCAGUGGCCCAGCCAGAGCCAGGACUUGAACCUGAUCUAACAUCUCUGGAGAGACCUGAAAAUAGCUGUGCAGCGAUGCUCCACAUCCAAUCUGAAGAGAAGAAUGGGAGAAACUCCCCAAAUACAGGUGUGUCAAGCUUGUUGCAUCAUACUCAAGAAGACUCGAGGCUGUAAUCGCUGCCAAAGGUGUUUCAACAAAGUAUUGAGUAAAGGGUCUGAAUACUUAUGUAAAUGUGAUAUUUCCGUUUUUCAUUUUUAACAAAUUAGCAAAAUUUCUAAAAACCUAUUUUUGCUUUGUCAUUAUGGGGUAUUGUGUGUAGAUUAAUGAGGUGGGGGGGACAAUUUAAUCAAUUUUAGAAUAACGCUGUAAUGUAACAAAAUGUGGAAAAAGUAAAGGGGUCAGAAUACUUUCCAAAUGCACUGUGUGUGUGUGUGUGUGUGUGUGUGUGUGUGUGUGUGUGUGUGUAUAUAUACAGUACCAGUCAAAAGUUUGGACACACCUUCUCAUUCCAGGGUUUUUCUUUAUUUUUACUAUUUUCUACAAUGUAGAAUAAUAGUGAAGACAUCAAAACUAUGAAAUAACACAUUUGGAAUCAUGUAGUAACCAAAAAAGUGUUAACCAAAUCAAAAAUAUAUUUUAGAUUCUUCAAAGUAGCCACCCUUUGCCUUGAUGACAGCUUUGUACACUCUUGGCAUUCUCUCAACCGGCUUCACAUGGAAUGCUUUUCCAACAGUCUUGAAGGAGUUCCCACAUCCUGAGCACUUGUUGGCUACUUUUCCUAAACUCUGCGGUCCAACUCAUCCCAAACCAUCUCAAUUGGGUUGAGGUCGGGUGAUUGUGGAGGCCAGGUCAUCUGAUGCAGCACUCCAUCACUCUCCUUCUUAGUCAAAUAGCCCUUACACAGCAUGGAGGUGUGUUGGGUCAUUGUCCUGUUGAAAAACAAAUGAUAGUCCCACUAAGCGCAAACCAGAUGGGAUGGCGUAUCGCAGCAGAAUGCUGUGGUAGCCAUGCUGGUUAAGUGUGCCUUGAAUUCUAAAUAAAUCACAGACAGUGUCACCAGCAAAGCAACCCCACACCAUAACACCUCCUCCUCCAUGCUUUACGGUGGGAAAUACACAUGCGGAGAUCAUCCGUUCACACACACCGCGUCUCACAAAGACACAGCAGUUGGAACCAAAAAUCUCAAAUUUGGAUUCCAGACCAAAGGACAAAUUUCCAUCGGUCUAAUAUCCAUUGCUCGUGUUUCUUGGCCCAAGCAAGUCUCUUCUUCUUAUUGGUGUCCUUUAGUAGUGGUUUCUUUGCAGCAAUCGACCAUGAAGGCCUGAUUCACACAGUCUCCUCUGAACAGUUGAUGUUGAGAUGUGUCUGUUACUUGAACUCUGUGAAGCAUUUAUUUGGGCUGCAAUUUCUGAGGCUGGUAACUCUAAUGAACUUAUCCUCUGCAGCAGAAGUACCUCUGGGUCUUUCAUUCCUGUGGCAGUCCUCAUGGGAGCCAGUUUCAUCAUAGCGCUUGAUGGUUUUUAUGACUGCACUUAAAGAAACUUUCAAAGUUCUUGAAAUGUUCCGGAUUGACUGACCUUCAUGUCUUAAAGUAAUGAUGGACUGUCGUUUCUCUUUGCUUAUUUGAGCUGUUCUUGCCAUAAUAUGGACUUGGUCUUUUACCAAAUAGGGCUAUCUUCUGUAUACCCACCCCCUACCUUGUCACAACACAACUGAUUGGCUCAAACGCAUUAAGAAGGAAUGAAAUUCCACAAAUUAACUUUGAAGAAGGCACACCUGUUAAUUGAAAUGCAUUCCAGGUGACUACCUCAUGAAGCUGGUUGAGAGAAUGCCAAGAGUGUGCAAAGCUGUCAUCAAGGCAAAGGGUGGUUACUUUGAAGAAUCUCAAAUAUAAAAAUGUGUUUAACACUUUUUUGGUUACUACAUGAUUCCAUAUGUGUUAUUUCAUAGUUUUGAUGUCUUAACUAUUAUUCUACAAUGUAGAAAAUAGCAAAAAUAAAGAAAAACCCAGGAAUGAGUAGGUGUGUCCAAACUUUAUAUAUAUAUAUAUAUAUGCUCACUAAGGGCAUAUUUCCUGGACACAGAUUAAGCCUAGUCCUGGACUGAACCUAGCCCUGAAGGUCUCAUAACUCACUUCUCACCUGCUCUCUCAUGCUCCCCCUCUCCUCAUCUCGCCCUGCCUCUCCAUCUCUCCUCCUAUCCAUCUCACCCCCUCUCGCCCUCUCCUCCUCUCCCCCUCUCCAGGUGAGUUUAUCCCUCUGGACCAGACAGACAUCAGUGUGGGUUUUGAGACAGGGGACGACCGCCUGUUCCUGGUGUCUCCGCUGGUCAUCUCCCACGAGAUCGACUCCCACUCGCCCUUCUGGGACAUGUCUCAAGGCCAGCUGGAGAAAGACGAUUUCGAAAUGGUCGUCAUCCUGGAGGGAAUGGUGGAGGCCACAGGUUAGUCCAUGGUUGCGUCUCAAAUGGCGCCCUAUUCAAUAUAUAGUGCACAACUUUUGACAAGGGCCCAAAGGCAAUAGGGUUGUCAUCCUGGAAAGAAUGGUGGAGGCCACUGGUUAGUCCAUUUCCUGAAUCCCAAAUGGCAACCUAUUAAAAAACAAGUGUAAAACCGCACACUAGAAAAGACAGGCAACCGACUUAAUUUCUUUUUCAUUUGCAGUGAAUCAACGGACAACGCAUUUCGUUACAGAUCUUCAGGUUCACAUACGCACACCAUAUUUAUUCACAGUUUGUAUACUAUUUGAACUAUGCCUCUGCCUGUUCUCAUGAUCUGUUAUGAGACUGUUGUACAGUGUGGUGCACCCACAGAGAUCCUACACACACACACACAAACAGUGAAUUCUAUGAUAUCUAUGGGUGCACCAUGCUUUGAAAGUGGAAGUGCCUUCACUGCCCACUGAGAAAAGAUUUGCUUAGUCAUCAUAGUAGCUGAAGGGGAGCUGCCAGGGGAGGUUAAUACAGUAUGUGUUCUCACUAUGGGUGGGUGUGUGUUUGUUGGCACCCCCAGGUAUGACGUGCCAGGCGCGGAGCUCUUACCUGGCAGAUGAGGUCCAGUGGGGUCACAGGUUCAGCCCUAUGAUGUCACUGGCCGAAGGGUUCUUUGACAUCGACUAUGGCUCCUUCCAUCAAACCUUUGCGGUAAGAACACACACACAACACUCCAGAAAGCAGCAAGGGCCGCGGUGUGCUAGCGAUCACCUGCUGGAUGUCGACGAGUGGUGGCGAUUCAACAUGUGGAAAUAAACAGCUGCUUUUAAUUAUGUACCUGGCUAUGUGCAUCACUGCCACUAGAACAGAACAGAACAAAACAACACAGUUAACCGUUUGUCCCUCUGGUAUGUUUUCUCUUUUACUCUUGUCAUGUCACCAAAAUGAUUUUUAACGUCUUCUUUCAAGUUGUGUCUGAUAACUGCAGCUCAUAACUAUUUUUCCCUUAGGUGGACACUCCCUCCUGCUCAGCGCACGAACUCUCAUUGGCUGCGGCCCGAUUGGAGGCUCAUCUGUAUUGGUCGAUCUCCAGUAAGUUGGAUGAAGAGAAAUGGGAGGGAUCUUCUCUAACCAACCAAUCAGGGAAGCAGCUAGACAAUGGGAAAGGAGGGGUCGUUGGCCCCACAUUUAUUGUCGGAGAGAUCACUGGAAUACAAGAGCAGUCAGGACCAGGAGAGUUGAAUGGUUGUGUCACCACUGACCAGUCAGAAUCAGAGGCCUAAAGUAGAUCUGGUGGAGUUCCAAAAUGGCACCCUAUUCCCUAUAUAGUGCACUACCUUUGACCAAAGCCCUGGUCAAAAGUUGGGCACUAAAUGGGGAAUGGGGUGCCAUUUUGGGACAUACUCUCCAUGACAUGACAGGAGGACCCACAACUACAGUACUGAAAUUACUUUUAGCUAAUGAAUAGUAUACAGCCAUAGAACAUUUGUUCCCAAGGGAGAGAUGGGUGGUUUAAAAAGUCUCAUUGCUACUUCAUUGCUUUGUUUAAUAACACUGACUAGAAAUGACAAAUUAUAUUAAUUACAUUUUGUCUUUAAUUUCUUGGGUGAUAUUUAAUUCUUACCAUGAGUGUCUGUGCUAUACUAGAAUUAUAUUUUCUCUUCUGUUUAUUGCUCCGAUCAUCUCUGCCAACAUACAUUAUAUUAAUUAAUACACUGUUAUUUCAAAUAAUUAAGUAUUGACAAUUCUUAGUCAGGAAAGAGGAUGUUCAGCCAGGUAAGAUACUGGAAUGUUCAGAGACAUAGAAAGAGAAGCAUGUUUUGGAACAUUCUGGAACAUUCAGAGAAAUAGAAGCAUGUCAUGUUUUGGCUGAAUGGGGGAGUCAAUGUAUAAAAAGGAAAGAUGUAUUACAGAUAAUGUGAUAGAGUGUGAUAGAAGAGAACAUGUAUGUUUUUCACUUUAACAUGUAUAAAGGAAUAGAUUGAAAUUGUAUCCCUAAAUCUGUAUCUAAAAAAACAAAAUAAGGAUUGUUUUAAAAUAUAUAUAGAAGUCUACGUUAAGAAUGGAUGACAUUAAAACAACUGCCGUUUUGUGAUUCAUUUAGCUGUACAAUCAUUACUGUGUUCAAUUAAAUGUUCACAUCACAAGUACUGUAGCUUAUCACUGACCCCAUCCCAAUAGGGUGAGUAGUGGAAGUAUUAAUCCAACAAGCUUUGAGAAAAAACCAAGCAUUUGCUCUCUUGGGAAUGUUUCAAUGCGCUUUCACAUAGAAUGUAAGUAGCACAAUUAAAUAUUUUCUUUCGAUAGCCUCAUAGGAUUUAAGCACAACAGUGUCCUGCUCAGCUCAGCUCAGCCCAGCCUCCUGCUUCUGCUGCGGUGUACAUAUGUGAGCGUUUUUAAUAUAGAAAAAUUACAUCUAUAAGAAUUAAUAAACUAUAUUCCACACCAACUUUCUUCAUCUUUGCCCCUCACUUUUAUCAAUGUGGUCAUUAUUGCACUUUGCACUGUUAAUCCUUGGGGGUACACUGUUUCACUGAACAAUUUCACUUCUAUCUCUCAAUCCAUUUGUCCAACAAUUUGUUUUGUGUGAGACAAUCUGGGUUAGAUAGAGUCUAUUGGCAAUACUUGACAAAUCAGAAGUUGCCAGUUCACUCAAUGUAGCACAGCAUCUGUGAGAAGAGACUAGUGUACCAGUUCACCAAUCCCUAGGAUGAAAUCCCUAUCUUGUCCUCACGAUGGCACUGAAGAGCUCAGGCCUGUUGGCUGGACAGUGAGGGGUCCCCGCUGUUUCCUAGGCAACAGGUCAUGCUCAGGGAGAUGGUAAUCACUAGUUACCUCAGCCAACAAAGGCAUUAUGUUAAAACCCAACCUAUUCUACAAUUUAUAUUCUUAAAAUAUGAUUUUAAACCUAACCCUAACCACACUGCUAACCUUAUGCCUAUAUGCCUUAUUGUAGAUUCUGGAAUUCAUCAUUCCAGAAUCUACAAGGGCUCUCUGCCCUCUUAUCCACGCAGGACGAGGAUGAUGAAGAUGAUUGUAAGGUAAGGCAUUGCUAACGUUCAUCAUUGAGAUAAGCUGCACUUCUUUUGUGUAAACAAACUUGCUAAUAAAACUUUUUUGGCAAACAAACAUGACGUUACAACUUCUCCAGUUGAGUUAGCUAGAUAGCUAAAACCAUAGAGAUCCUAUUCAAUUACUAGAGGGGCUAUGUCAUAAACCCUCAGUUCCAGAAUGCGGUGAAAAUAGCAGCCAUUGGGAGAAAUCCAAAACCAGUCUAAUUGGAAUGAAUGGCAGGAGAGGCAUAGGUGAUGCAUUUCCUGAUUUCACUUAUGCAGGAAAAUGAAAGUAAGUGUCACGAAUUCAGCCGAACCUGCCCCUCCUCCUUGCUCGGGCAUGCUUCGGCGUUCGGCGUCACCGGAGUACUAGCUGCUACCGAUCCAUGUUUCUAUGUUCUACUUGUUUUGUCUGUAUCGGUCUCACCUGUUUCCCAUCAUGUAGUGAUGUCUUCCCUAUUUAACCCUCUGGCUCACACUGUGUGUUGUGCGUGUUUGUCCAUGUUUUUGGUUGUCGUAUGUGAGCGGGUUUGUGCCUCGCUGCGUGGAGGUAUGUUCAUUAAGAUACCUACGAGAAAACCUACGAGUAAAGUACGUUUUUCGAUUAGCUCUGUGUCCUGCGCCUGACUUCGUCCUACCGCAUUACACUGACGCCUUGAAAGUAAGGCAUGUGAUAUCAGAAAUUGUGUAAUAGAAAUAUUGUCAAUCUAAUAAAAAGACAAACAUAAUAUUGUCAUAUCCUUAUACAGUUUAUAUAGGUUUUAUGCCAAUUUGCUGUAUAAAUAGCCUCUAGACUAGAAUAUAUGUAAACAGACCAUAAAUGCCUAAAUUCUUGUUGUGAGUGUUAUUAGGCUGUGAGUGUUACAUGAGACAAUAUCACUACCUGUUGCAUUUACAACUUGUCUAAGUCCUAUCACUGAUUUCAGCCAGUGUAUGGCUGUGGAUUGACGGCAUUGUUUGAAUGGAAUGUUGGUAUAUUGGCAGUUAAUUUGAAAAAUGUAUGGAAUGGCUGGCUAGCUAGCUAACAAACAUACAGUGCAUAUACAUUCUUCAAAUUCAUUGUUUUACACAGUAUCUUAUCACAGCACUCGCAAACAACGGUUGACCAACUCCCUUACCAAAAUGGCUUAGCUGAGUCAGGACAAAAAGUCCCUUCAUAUCAGGGCAAUAACAACCUUUUAAGUGACAAAAAGGCACCCUAUUCCCUAUAGGGCACUACUUUUGACCGGAACCCAUAGGGCUCUGAUCAAAGUAGUGCACUACAUAGGGACCAGGGUGCCAUUUGGGACGCAAACAUUCAUAACAAGCAGUGUAUGCUGUAGGUAUAACAGCCUAUGCAAAGAAGGACAGUAAAGCCAUCUGGAGUGAGGCUUAGGGGUUAAGGUUACAAUUAUGGUAAGAAUUAGGGUGAGGGAAAAUAUCAUUUUGAAUGGAAAUCAAUUUUAGGUCCCCACAAGGAUAGUAAAACACAUAUUGUGUGUGUGUGUGUGCAUGCAUGCCAUGCGUGUUGAUAUGAGUGAUAAUGUGCUAUAAUGAUUAUUACUGAGUCAGAUUGUUUGUGUUGUUGUUCAGGUAUGACAUAGUGUUGAAGCAGAGUGUUGGGACAGAGGACAUGUUUCUUGGGAUGACCAGAAAGUAGCUACUAUAGCGGCCAACUCUAAUGCAAUUUAUCUUCUUGAAUCUAUUACUUGACUUACUUGACUUACUCAUAAGGAACAUAAGCAAUUGACGAAUGGAAUGUCCUCCAUCACGGUUCAGGGAAAAAAUGUAUUACACCCAUCUGAAAUUCUAGUGCAGAAAUAUAUUAACUUUUUCCCUGCCAGACACCAAAGCAACAGAUAUAGUCCUGGAUGGAUGUGAAGGAGAAAUUCCUUGAUCUGCGAACACCAAACUUCUAAGUUGCUUGCCUGUCAUCCUUCUGCAAAGAGUUCCAGGUUAUCAAUCCACUGCCAGAAAACGCUUUGCCACGAUUUGCUGACCUCCUCUCGUGUUUUAUCUCUAUCUAAAAGUGUUUUAUCUCUAUCUAAAACAUCUGUCAUCUCAGCCAUGACUGAAAAUCCCCUCUUUAUCUCUCCCUUUCUCUGUCUGUCUGUCGGUCUCUGUCUGACUGUCUGUUUGACACACACACAAUUUCUCUGUCUCGCUCUUUUUUCCCCUCUCAUUAAAUCCUUACUUAUCUCUUGACAGUAAACUGGGCCUACACCUUCCGCACCCAGUACACAGUCAGGAGGAAAAAGCCCAGUUCUACAAUGAAAGACAGGAGCUGGAGGUCACGCUACCCAUGAACAGCUUCAUGGACCAAAGCAACCUGCAAUGA